AUGAGUCAGCCACCGAUGGGGGGCGCUGCCCCUGCCACAGCCACAGCUUCUGCGGCCGCCUCUGCCACUGAGGCUCGACUGCACCCAGAGGGCAGCAGCAGAAAACAGCAGCGUGCUCAAUCACCUGCCAGAUUAAGGGACAAUUCGGUCCGACAGACGACCGCGACCACCCGGUCCCCCGUGGGGGCCGGCACUAAACUCAACUCUGUUCGACAGCAGCAGCUGCAGCAGCAGCAGGGCAACAAGACUGGGAGUCGCUCAGUGCCCCCGACCAGCGCCCGAGGAGGCGGAGGCGGGGUGGAGAAGGCUGCGCCCCUGGCGCCCAAAGGGGCAGCGCCGGGAGCUGUCCAUCUCGCGGCUGGUGCUGAAGCGGCCCCCGCGGCGACCCUGGCCCCGGUGGGCGUCAGGAGGCCUGGCCCGUCGGAGGAGCCAUCCCGGGAGCUAGAGCCAGUGUCCGCCAAACUCGGGGAACCCCCUCCACUCGGGGAAGGAGGAGGAGGGGGUGGGGAAGGAGGAGGAGCCGGCGGCGGCUCCGGAGAAAGGGAGGGGGGCGCUCCGCAGCCGCCGCCGCCGCCCAGGGGCUGGCGAGGGAAAGGCGUACGCGCUCAGCAGAGGGGCGGCAGCGGCGGGGAGGGGGCCUCCCCUUCACCAUCCUCCUCUGCGGGCAAAACCCCAGGCCCCGGCAGCAGAAACUCCGGAAGCGGUGUUGUGGGGGGCGGCAGCGGUGGCGGUGGGAGCUACUGGAAGGAAGGAUGUCUGCAGUCUGAGCUCAUCCAGUUCCACCUCAAGAAGGAGCGAGCGGCAGCGGCGGCAGCCGCGGCUCAGAUGCACACUAAGAACGGCGGCAGCAGCAGCCGCAGCUCCCCGGUCGCUGGCGCCCCUGCCAUUUGCGAGCCUCUUGCAGUCCCUUCCGUCUCCCCAAUGGCGGCGGCAGCGGAGGGCCCCCAGCAGAGCGCCGAGGGCAGCGCGAGUGGAGGGAGCAUGCAGGCGGCGGCGCCUCCUUCGUCGCAGCCGCACCCGCAGCAGCUCCAGGAGCAGGAAGAAAUGCAGGAGGAGAUGGAAAAGCUGAGAGAGGAAAACGAGACUCUCAAGAACGAGAUUGAUGAGCUGAGGACCGAGAUGGACGAGAUGAGGGACACUUUCUUCGAGGAGGAUGCCUGUCAACUGCAGGAAAUGCGCCACGAGUUGGAGAGAGCCAACAAAAACUGCCGGAUCCUGCAGUACCGCCUCCGCAAAGCCGAGCGCAAAAGGCUCCGCUACGCACAGACUGGGGAAAUCGACGGGGAGCUGUUGCGCAGCCUGGAGCAGGACCUCAAGGUUGCAAAGGAUGUAUCUGUGAGACUCCACCACGAAUUGGAAAAUGUGGAAGAAAAGCGAACAACAACAGAAGAUGAAAAUGAAAAACUGAGGCAACAGCUUAUAGAAGUUGAGAUUGCGAAGCAAGCUUUACAGAAUGAACUGGAAAAAAUGAAGGAGCUAUCCUUAAAAAGAAGAGGAAGCAAAGAUUUGCCAAAAUCUGAAAAAAAGACUCAACAGACUCCCACAGAGGAGGACAAUGAGGAUCUGAAAUGCCAGCUGCAGUUCGUGAAGGAAGAAGCUGCUUUGAUGAGAAAGAAAAUGGCCAAGAUUGAUAAAGAAAAGGACAGAUUCGAACACGAGCUUCAGAAGUACAGAUCCUUUUAUGGAGAUCUGGACAGUCCUUUGCCCAAAGGAGAAGCCGGGGGGCCGCCCAGCACCAGGGAGGCUGAGCUCAAGCUGAGGCUGAGGCUGGUGGAGGAAGAAGCCAACAUCCUGGGCAGGAAGAUCGUGGAACUGGAGGUGGAGAACAGAGGCCUGAAGGCAGAACUAGACGACCUGAGGGGGGACGACUUCAACGGCUCGGCCAACCCCCUCAUGAGGGAGCAGAGCGAAUCCCUGUCGGAGCUGCGGCAGCACCUGCAGCUGGUGGAAGACGAGACGGAGCUGCUGCGGCGGAACGUGGCCGACCUGGAGGAGCAGAACAAGCGCAUCACUGCGGAGCUCAACAAGUACAAGUACAAGUCCGGCGGCCACGAGAGCGCGCGACACCACGACAGCGCCAAGACCGAGGCCCUGCAGGAGGAGCUGAAGGCGGCACGCCUGCAGAUCAACGAGCUCAGCGGCAAGGUCAUGCAGCUGCAGUACGAGAACCGCGUGCUUAUGUCCAACAUGCAGCGCUACGACCUGGCCUCGCACCUGGGCAUCCGCGGCAGCCCCCGCGACAGCGACGCCGAGAGCGACGCGGGCAAGAAGGAGAGCGACGACGACUCGCGGCCGCCUCACCGCAAGCGUGAGGGGCCCAUCGGCGGCGAGAGCGACUCGGAGGAGGUGCGCAACAUCCGCUGCCUGACACCCACCCGCUCCUUCUACGCGGCGCCGGGGCCCUGGCCCAAGAGCUUCUCCGACCGGCAGCAGAUGAAGGACAUCCGCUCGGAGGCCGAGCGCCUGGGCAAGACCAUCGACCGGCUCAUCGCCGACACUAGCACCAUCAUCACCGAGGCGCGCAUCUACGUGGCCAACGGGGACCUGUUCGGACUGAUGGAUGAGGAGGACGACGGCAGCCGCAUCCGCGAGCACGAGCUGCUCUACCGCAUCAACGCGCAGAUGAAAGCCUUCCGCAAGGAGCUGCAGACCUUCAUCGACCGCCUCGAGGUGCCCAAGUCCGCGGACGACCGCGGCGCCGAGGAGCCCAUAUCCAUGUUCCAGCCUAUCAUUUUACUUAUUCUCAUUCUUGUAUUAUUUUCAUCACUUUCUUACACAACAAUAUUUAAACUUGUCUUCCUUUUUACACUAUUUUUUGUACUGUAAAUCUUUCAUCAUUUACCAUUCAUUGUAGUAUUUUCAGUUUGUUUAUUUUGUUCACCCUCCAAGAUAAGAAGUAAAAGAAGUAUAAUUUCUGUAAUAAUCAAUGCUAUAAAAACACUGAAGACUGCUUAUUUUUUAAAAAGACCCAUCUUACCACUACCAAAUUCAAUAAGAAGCCCAAGCAUUAAAAUAUUUCAGGUAAGCAAGUAAUUGUGACUUUUUAUAUAAAUCUUUUUAAUUUUUGCUUCUUUCUUUUACAUCUUAAUCUGCACUCUUCUUGAUAAAUAAUUAUGACUGUAAAAAUUGACUAAAUCUUUCAAUUAUUUCUCAGUAGUUGACUAUUAUGAUAACUGAAAAGCUGGACAUUCACAAGAUGAUCACAUUUCAAAAUAUAGAUAGAUGGACUUAUAAAGGAUCUUUGCUAGGUUGCAUCAGACUAACAAGAUAGUUUUGAUAUCCAGUAAAUGUUAGCAAAAAUUAUGGUGAAUGAAUUA
Molecule: messenger RNA, 3317 nt
Organism: Mirounga angustirostris (Northern elephant seal)
Lineage: Eukaryota; Metazoa; Chordata; Mammalia; Carnivora; Phocidae
Gene: MTCL3
Product: MTCL family member 3
Exons: 6
Coding region: 1-2826 (941 amino acids)
Biological process (GO): regulation of autophagy
Source: RefSeq, a predicted model, not a curated record